Messenger RNA from Trichoderma harzianum CBS 226.95, 1632 nucleotides. RefSeq lists its product as hypothetical. The coding region runs from base 1 to 1632 and encodes 543 amino acids. The record is from RefSeq and is a predicted model, not a curated record. Lineage: Eukaryota; Fungi; Ascomycota; Sordariomycetes; Hypocreales; Hypocreaceae. The transcript has 2 exons. Gene Ontology annotation, molecular function: monooxygenase activity; oxidoreductase activity, acting on paired donors, with incorporation or reduction of molecular oxygen; iron ion binding.
AUGUCAAACUUUGCCAUAGCCCAGGGCAUCAUUGUCCUGAUUGGCGUCCUUGUUUACUCUCUCUUCUUUCGCAAAAAGCGUGAAGUUCUUCUGCCUUUACCACCGGGCCCAAAACCUCUCCCUAUUCUCGGUAAUAUCAGGGACGUGCCGGCCCCUGGAGAACCAGAAUACGAGUACUGGCUUACGUUGAAAGACAAAUAUGGUCCUAUAAACUCUACAACCAUUUUGGGUCAAACUCAGGUCUUCAUUUACGAUAGGGAAGCUAUUACUGAGCUUUUGGAGAAAUCGUCUUUGAAGACCGCUUCAAGGCCCCAGAUGGACUUCUUAGACUUGUGUGGCUAUGAUCGGUGGUUGAGUAUAAUGCGAUAUAACACUCAGCAUAAAUUUUUCCGCAAAAUUAUUCAUCAACAGAUCGGAACCAAGCUCCUCUCGACCCAAUACAUUGAUAUUCAAGAUGUUGAAUCAAAGCGUUUUCUAUUGCGCGCUUUGCUGGAUCCUACCCAUCUAUUCGGACAUGCUAAAACCGAAGGGGCUUCUAUCAUAUUGAAACUCACGUACGGCUAUUCAUCAGAGCUAUAUAAACCAGAUCCACUGGUUGAGCUAAUCCAAGAGGUUCUGAGAAACGCCUCCCUGGUCAUGGUUCCUCUUUCAUGGGCUGUUGAUAUUUUCCCUGUUCUCUCGUACCUACCUGGAUGGUUCCCAGGUGCAGGCUUCAAGCGGAUUGCUCGCGAAUGGAGAGCGUUACUCGAUGCCUCUGCUGACAUUCCUUAUGAAUUUACCGAGCAGCAAAUGAGAAAAGGCUCGUAUCAGUCAUCAUACACAUCCAAACUUAUUAAUUCCUUUAAGAAAGAUGGCAGGGAGAUAGAUGAAGAGACGCUUGAAGCUAUUAAAUGGACAGCAUCGAUAAUGUUUGCCGCCGGCGCAGAGACUACAGUGUCGACGGUCAUAUCAUUUUUCUUAGGCAUGGUCUUGCAUCCCGAUGUUCAACUAAAAGCUCAAGAGGAAAUCGACAGAGUGGUUGGAUCUGAUCGCCUGCCCGAAGCCAGCGACGAGGAAAACUUGCCCUACGUUAGAGGCGUGGUUAUGGAAGCUCUUCGAACUUUCCCUGUCUUGCCCAUGGGAAUAGCUCAUGAAGCUGCGGAGGAUAUAGUCUUCCGGGGUUAUCGCAUUCCCAAGGGCGCAUAUAUACGCCCUUGUAUAUGGUGGUAUUUUCACGACCCAAAAACCUACGCAGACCCUUCGAGAUACGACCCUGCGCGUUACCUCGAACCCCGGAACGAGCCAGAGCCCAUGGACGCGUUUGGGUACGGUCGUCGAGUAUGCCCUGGCAGAUUUGUUGCCCAAGAGACUCUCUUCCUCACAAUCUCACGAACAUUGGCGGCCUUCACGAUUAGCAAGGCAAUGCAUAACGGGAAGCCAGUUGAUUUUGUACCCCAGCAUGCACCAGGCGGGCUAGACCAUCCGCAAGAUUUUCCCUACAGCAUUGUUCCGCGAAGCGAAAAGCAUGCAGAAUUAGUUCGAAGAGUAGAGGUAGAUCACCCGUGGGAAGGGAGCAACGUGGGAGACAUUCAAGGGAAUGCUCUAUUUGACAGAUAUAAGGCGAGAUGCGAUGCUGGAAUAGGCAGCUACUAA